GACAAGCUUUCAAAACAAGACCCUGCGAAGACUGUUUAAAAAACUUAAUACCACCAUUGGUAUUAACUCUCUUGAAGGCAAAGACAAACUUGAACAGCACAAUUCAAUAAUCUCCGAAAUGAAGGCUAUCACCAGUAAGGCCAACGUGUGUCUGUCAGAUGGACAGUGUCAUCAGAUCAUGCCAGGUCUCACUCAGGUCUUUUCCGAGUCCCGUAACUACAGCCUGCUGACUGAAGCCUGGAGAAAAUGGCGGGAUGCGACUGGGCGGAAAAUGAAGGAUCUGUACAAAGAUAUGGUUAACAUUAGCAAUGAGGCCUUCAUGCAACUAGGAUAUGAAGACACUGGAGAUUACUGGAGAUCCUGGUAUGAAUCGCCAACAUUACAGGAAAAUUUAGAACAACUGUUAAUGCAGUUAGAGCCGCUAUAUAAAAAUCUUCAUGCUUAUAUUCGACGGAAAUUACGGAACUUCUACGGAGAAGAACAUUUCCCUGCCUCCGGCCAUGUUCCUGCACAUUUAUUUGGAAACAUGUGGGGACAACAGUGGAAUAACAUAUACGACCUUGUGGAACCUUUCAAGGGCAAAUCCAGUAUGGACGUUACUUCUAGGUUACAAAAAAUUGGACUUAAGCCGUUGAACCUGUUCAAGGUUGCGGAGGAAUUCUUCACCUCACUAGGUCUUCUAGAAAUGCCACAAUCAUUUUGGGAAGACUCUAUGAUCGUUAAGCCUGAGGAUCGCGAUGUCAUGUGCCACGCGUCUGCCUGGGAUUUCCAUAAUGGCAAAGAUUUCAGAAUUAAGAUGUGUACAAAAGUUGACAUGGAGGAUUUGAUGACUAUCCACCACGAGAUGGGACACAUUCAGUACUUCCUACAGUACAAGGACCUCCCGAUAUCCUUCAGGAACGGAGCAAACAAUGGUUUUCAUGAAGCUGUCGGAGAUGUCAUGGAACUUUCCGUCUCAACACCAGAACAUCUACGCAAAAUCGGUUUCCUUGACAACGUUGUACAUGAUUCAGAUAGCGAUAUCAACUUCCUAAUGUCCAUGGCCUUGAAAAAGAUAGCGUUCCUUCCAUUCGGAUAUAUGAUCGACCAAUGGCGUUGGAGUGUUUUUAGUGGAGAGACAACUCCAGAAGAAUACAACGAAAAAUGGUGGCAGCUAAGGUGUAAAUUACAAGGGAUGUCGCCUCCAAUCGCUAGGACUUCAGAUGACUUUGACGCAGGGGCCAAGUACCACGUCGCGUCCAACACUGCCUACAUCAGGUACUUUAUUAGUUUUGUGAUACAGUUUCAAUUCCAUAAGGCCUUAUGUACUGCCGCGGGGAAAACAGGUCCUUUACACCGAUGUGACAUCUACCAGUCAAGAGAAGCAGGUAAACUCUUAGGAGAUAUGUUGGCAAUGGGUUCAUCGCAACCUUGGCAGGAGGCCAUGGAAAAGAUUACAGGUCAGCGAGAAAUGAAUGCUGAACCACUGAUGGAAUAUUUCAAGCCGCUUACUGAUUGGUUGAGAGAACAGAAUCAGAACGAUACGAUUGGCUGGACUGACGAGUGUCCUCAGGACGAACCAGAGCUAAUCAACGAUGCUGAGUUAGCCAAAGAAUUCCUUUUGAAUUAUGACAAUGAGGUACAAGAAAUGGACGCAUUCUAUAUGUCUGCCUACUGGAAUUACGUCACAAAUAUCACUGAUUACAACCAGCAAAAACAGGUUGAGGCAAACCUUAUAGCAUCAGAUUUCAGUAGAAAUGCUGCUCUCAAUGGUUCCUUGUUCAACUGGAAAACUUUACCCGACCCGCUGAUGAGGAAACAGUUUGCCAGUUUAGUUGACAAAGGUACCUCCUUAAAAGACAAAGAGAAGACCAAGGAGCGCAGCAACGUGAUGGCAAAACUCAAAUCCAUUUACGCCAAAGCCAAAGCUUGCCUUACAAAGGACAGAUGUCUGAAAAUGGAGCCAGACUUGAAUGUGCUGAUGGCAACGUCAAGAGAUCAGGAAGAGCUUUUACAGGGCUGGAAGUCAUGGAGAAAUGCUACAGGGCCCAAAAUGAAAAACCAUUAUGCUAGAUUUGUGGAGCUAAGUAAUGAGGGAGCGAAGGAAAAUGGUUACAACGAUGUCGGUGAGUACUGGCGUUCCUGGUAUGAUACGCCCAGUCUCCGUGACGACCUGGUCAUAUUGUUAGACCGGCUACAGGUGUUAUAUCUGCAACUUCAUACAUACGUCAAGGGCAAACUGGUGACGUAUUAUGGAAAAGAGCAUUUCCCGCGGUCAGGCCAUAUUCCUGCCCAUCUCCUAGGUAACAUGUGGGCGCAGAAUUGGAACAAUAUCUACGAUAUUGUGCAACCAUUCAAAGACAAAAAGACCCCGAAUAUCACCAAAACAAUGCUUGAAAAGAAUAUUACCGUGAAUCAAAUGUUCAAGUUAUCGGAGGAUUUCUUUGUGUCCCUCAAUUUGUCUGCUAUGCCACUGUCAUUUUGGGAAAACUCAAUAUUGGAACGGCCAACCGAUAGAAGAGAUAUGGUCUGUCAUGCUUCCGCCUGGGAUUUCGGGAACGCUAAGGACUUCAGAAUUAAGAUGUGUUCCAAUGUAUCCCUUGAGACGUUCCAAGUUAUCCACCACGAAAUGGGUCACAUUGAGUACUAUCUGCAGUACAAGGAUCAGCCUUGGCAAUUCAGAGCAGGUGCCAACCCAGGCUUUCACGAAGCAGUGGGAGAUGUCAUGGCCAUGUCUGUUGUAACACCUGCUCAUCUGCACAAACUGGGGCUCUUAGAAACUGUCGAAGAAGAUUUUGAAAGUGAUAUAAACUUCCUGAUGUCAAUGGCUUUGGGAAAGAUAGCGUUCCUUCCAUUUGGAUAUCUAAUUGACCAAUGGCGUUGGAGUGUCUUUAGUGGGGAGACAACUUCAGACGAAUAUAACAAGAAAUGGUGGCAAUUGAGAUGUAAGUACCAAGGUGUCUCUCCUUCUCUCCCACGAAGUGAAGAGGACUUUGAUCCUGGAUCCAAGUAUCACGUUCCUGGUAACACACCGUACAUAAGGUAUUUUAUUAGUCAUGUGGUACAGUUCCAGUUCCACAAGGCUCUGUGUGACGCAGCUGGGCACACAGGUCCCUUACACAAGUGUGACAUAUAUCAGUCAAAGGAGGCCGGUAAACUACUGGGUGAUAUGUUGAAGCUUGGAUCAUCUAAAUCUUGGCAGGAAGCCAUGGAGGCUAUCACAGGUCAAAGGUCAAUGAGUGUGGAGCCGAUCAUAGCAUACUUCCAACCUCUCAUUGAUUGGUUGACUAAACAAAAUCUUGACAAACCAACUGGUUGGUUGGACAAGUGCCAGCAGCCCCGUUCAAGUCUCAUCAAUGAUAAAGAGCUGGCAAGAACUUGGCUGGACAAUUGCAACAAGCAAGCUGGAUCUAAACUUCAGUUGGUUUCGAAACUUGAGUGGGAAAAUGCAAACAAUCACGAGUCUUCGUAUGACAACAAGGACCUGGAGGAGGUGCGGACAGACUUGGCUGAGUUUAAUAGACAAGUAUGGUUGAAUGCAUCUAGAUUUGACUGGGAGGGUUUCACAGAUAUGGACCUAAAGCGUGAGUUCGGAUAUAUAAGGGAGCAAGUUGGCAUUAAUGCAUUAGCGGAUCCAAACAAGCUUGAAAGGCUGAAAGCUCUCAUAAGAGACUUUAAGGACAUAAAGACUACAGAUGUUUUGAAGAAAUCACUGGCUACCAACAGGAACUACAGUCAGCUCAUCACAAUAUGGCUGUCGGGUCAGAGGGCUGGCAGUGAUAAUGGCAAGGACAAGUAUGCAGAGAUUGUCGAGCUCAGCAAUGAGGCAGCUAACGAGUUGGGUUUCAUGGAUACGAGCGAGGUUUGGAGAAGUCAGUAUGAAAGCGAAACAUUCCAACAGGACUUGAAGGGAUUGUGGGAACAAGUGAAACCGCUUUAUCAGGAGCUUCACACUUACGUCAGACAGAAGCUGAGGGCAUAUUACGGUGCAGAGCGUUUCCCGGUGUCUGGACAAAUACCUGCACAUAUUUUAGGGACGUUGAUGGGUGGGAAUUGGCAAAACCUGAACGACCUUUUGAUGCCUUAUAGGGAUAUAGCUGAUGUUGACAUUACACCAAAUCUCAAUGCCAGGAAUUACACAACAGAAAUUAUGUUUCAUAAGGCAGAAGAGUUUUUUACGUCUAUCGGACUAUCAAAGCUUCCAGUCUCUUUUUGGGAAAAGUCAAUAUUCAUGCGACAGUCAGAAGGUCAAAAUGCUAAUUGUAAUCCUUUAUAUUUGAACCUGGGAUCAGACGACGUCAGAGUAAGGAUGUGUACAGAUGUAGACCAGGAACAUUUUGUUGCUGUUCAUGAGGAGUUGGCACGUAUCCAGUACUCAAGGGCAUACACAAAGCAGCCAUUAAACCUCCAAGGGGCAGCAAAUCCAGGUUUUGCUGAAGCUGUUGCAGGACUUAUAGGAUUGUCUGUUUCUUCGUCAGAACAUCUACAUCACAUUGGACUUCUGGAAGCUGCUGCAAACAAAACAGAAGACAUGUUAAACUUCUUGAUGAGAAUUGGUCUUAAGAAGAUACCAUCCCUUCCUUUUGGAUACGUUAUUAACCAUUGGCAACAUAGUGUGUUUAGUGAGGAGACAAAACCUGAAACUUACGAUGAAAAAUGGUGGAAACUCAGGUGUAAGUACCAAGGAUUUUCUCCACCUGAACAUGAAAUUGAUGCUGGGUUUUUCUACCCAGGAACUGAAGAUCAUGGCAGCAUCAACAUGCCAUACAUCAGGUACUUUGUUGGAACAGUGCUGGAGUUCCAGCUACACGAGGGACUAUGUAAAUCUGCAGGACACACUGGUCCUCUACACACAUGUGACAUAUACCAGUCACGAAAAGCCGGAGCUUUAUUGAUGCAAAUGCUAGAGUCGGGACGUUCUCAACAUUGGCAAGACAUCCUUGAAACAUUGACAGAUCAGCGACAUAUUGAUGCUGCUUCUUUAGUAAAAUAUUUUCAGCCACUGUAUGAUUGGUUAAAAGAACAAAACAUGGAUCAGUCAACUGGCUGGGUCGAUGAUUGCUCCGCCUUGACAAUUGGAGAAAAGGCCAGUGAUUGGUUGAGUGCAUACAUUCUGGAGGCAACUGAUGUGUACAGAAAUAAAAUCCUGUCUAAGUGGAACUAUAGCGUAAAUAUCACCGCAGACACAGCAGCAAAAAUGAUCACUUCUGUACUGAACACCGCCGAGUUUGCCAAGCUAUCAGCGGAAGAGAUAUCAAAACUCCAUUGGAAGGAACUCGCAGAUCACGAUACAAAAAGACAGUUGAAGACAAUUACUCAAAUUGGACAAGGUGCAAUGAAUGACAAGGCGAAACUUAAACGGCUGUACAAUGUCCAGUCAAGGAUGAAGAGUAUGUACAAGAAAGGAAAAGUGUGUUUGACACCUGACAGAUGUAUCGCUCUAGAGCCAGGUAUGACUGAAAUUAUGUCGUCAUCAAGAAACAAAACUGUGUUACUAAAUGCAUGGAAGGGGUGGAGGGCAACAACACGCAGCAUCAAACCAUAUUACACCGAGUUUGUCGACCUGUCUAACGAGGGAAUCAGAGAUCUAGGAUACGAAGACACUGGUGAAUACUGGAGAUCAAAGUAUGAGUCCCCAAACUUUGUAUCAAACCUUGAGGACUUGUGGACACAGUUAACUCCCUUGUAUGAAAAUAUCCAUGCAUACGUGAGAAAGCGAUUAGGAAAGGUGUAUGGAAUGGAUACGUUUCCAACCACUGGUCACAUCCCUGCUCAUCUCCUUGGCAGCAUGUGGGGCCAAUCGUGGGGACAUAUCUACGACCUGGUUAUCCCAUAUAAGGGAAGUGAAAGUGUGGAGGUCACACCGGAACUCAAACGUCAGGGGUACACUGUUACACGGAUGUUCAAGACUGCCGAAGAUUUUUAUGUUUCUUUGGGAUUAUCUCCCUUGCCCAUGUCAUUCUGGAACAAAUCCAUGCUGGAAAAACCGGUUGGUCGAGAUGUUGAGUGCAAGCCAUCCGCUUGGGAUAUGCUCAAUCAAAGUGAUGUCAGAAUUAAGAUGUGUGCAACUGUCAACAUGGAGAACCUGUUAACUAUUCACCAUGAGAUUGGACAUAUACAGUAUUUCCUCCAGUACAGAAAUCAGCCAAUAACAUUCCGGCGAGGAGCCAACCCAGGUUUCCCUGAAGCAAUAGGUGAUGCCGUAACAUUGUCUGUUUCCACACCAUCACAUCUUAGAAAAAUCGGGCUGGUUAAUACUAGUUCCCAACAGGAUGAUAUCAAAGCGGACAUCAACUUUCUCAUGAUGAUGGCUCUAGAAAAGAUUGCAUUCCUGCCCUUUGGGUAUUUGGUUGAUCAGUGGCGAUGGAGCGUGUUUGAAGGGGAGACAACUCCUGAACAGUACAAUGAAAAAUGGUGGCAGCUCAGAUGUAGGUACCAGGGUGUGUCUGCACCUCUGGAGAGAACUGAGGAGGAUUUCGACCCUGGGGCGAUAUAUGAUAUUCCAGCCAAUAAGGAUUUCGUCAGGCAUUUUGUCAGUUCUGUAAUGCAGUUCCAGUUCCAUAAGGUACUAUGCGACGCAGCUGGACAAACAGGUCCCCUACACAAGUGUGGCAUAUACCAGUCUAAAGAAGCUGGUAAACUACUGAGUGACACGCUAAAACUUGGGUCAUCUGUUCCCUGGCCAGAAGCUAUGAAGAAAUUGACUGGUCAAAGUAAGAUGGACGUCGGACCGUUACUUAAAUAUUUCCAACCUCUUAGUGACUGGUUACAGACAGAAAACUUGCGGGAACGUCCAGGCUGGUCACAUGCCUGCCCCACUCGAAGAGGAAUAACUCCUGAAAGGAAAUCUUCUGCUACUUCUGGAACAUCUCAUAAAAACACUCCAGUAACUUUCCUACUGUUUGUGAUCGUACUAUGUAAACGUUUUGUAGCCUAAGGUAAAGCUGAUGACUUGGUAUUAUAUACAAUGGUGCUUAUAUAAAAAAAAAGGUUAAGAUAGUUACCAAAAGGUUAAAACGAUUUUUAUGCAGGAGAAAGAUGUAUUUACUUUUCAGAAUAGUCCAUUUCAUCAGGGAUUGUGCAGUGAUUGUUUUAUUACAAACGGUUUUAUCGUAUUUAAUAUAGAUGUAGAUUUUUUGAAUAGCCGAUAUUUAUAUCUCCAACGUGUAUAAUCCUUUCCGAGAUGGCGUAUAGAAUAUUUUUGCGGGAGGAAUUUAAAUUUCUAACUUCUUAAAUCAAGAAUAGUUGUGUCAAUCGAAGUGUUUGUUACUUUCAAUCAUGCAUCAAUGACGAUGACAAGACCCUGUCAGUUGAAACGGUACAUGAAAGAAACCAUAAAUAAAACGUUAAUUUUUAAAGACUUAUCUCGGGGCGUUAAGUAUUCUGAAUGCCUUUUUAUUAACAUCAGCACAUUAUCUCAUACACCCUUUCCAAUGCAACCAAGAGGGAAUUCCGAAUCUAAAACCAUACUCAGAAUUCGUUGAUUGAAUUGCCAAUCAGCGUUCGUUUAUUCCGGAUCAUAGCCCUAAACUUUAUACUUAUCAAUGAGCGCUGUCUAGCGGAGUGAAAUGGUACUUUGGGCAGGUAUUCUAGGCCAAAUAACUUACAGAAAAAGAACCACUAAAGAUGAAGUUAGAUCAACAGUAUCAGUGCCUAUUGCUAGUAUGAUAACUUAGAAUGAAGAAUGUAACUGUUACGAUUAUUCAUUAGAUCUUGUAUUGCGGGAUUCUCAUUUGUCAAAUUCAACAUGAUCAUAAAGCAUUAUUUCUUGCCAAAUAAUUAAAAGAAACUGUUUCUUUUCUAGAAUAUAUUCUGAAGAGAUGAAAUAGCAUGUUACAGUUUUAAUUAUAUGCAUAUAUGUACAAAUUCUAGCGUCACUGUAUAAAUAAGCAGAAACAUUCUGUCCUGUAAGAGGCGAUCCUAAACAUUAUCAGGGAUUUCUUGGUGUGAGGUAAAAUAGUUAUCACUCAUAAUAUCAAUAUUCCGGCAUCUUAAACUUCUUCAAAGGCAAAAUCAACAGUAAUUUUUCCCUCUUCAGAAAUAUCAAGAUGGAUGUUAUAUUGAUUCACCGUUGACUUUCGCCCUUGAAGCAGGUCCAUGAAGCCGAAAUAGUAGUACUAUGAAUGAUAUUAUAUUUGAUUGUCUUUUACACAUGUAGAUCAUGUAUUGUAUACUAUUUGAUAUAACUUUAACAGUGUUGGAUGAAAUGUGAGCGGUAGUGAGAAAGUUGUUUCUUGAAUUUUAUCUUUUAUGUCACGACGUGAAACCCACAAUUGUCGUAAAAUUAUUAUUUUCACUUAAAUCAACAACUUGCCCAUCGAAACUAACGUGUUUUAAAAUAAAAGGUUCCAAUUCUGUUUUGUUACAGUGAAAAUGAUUCAAGAUUGUCCUUCUAUAUUUGUGUUCGACAAAAUGGCUCGAAUAACAAAGUUCAUACAUACCGGCGAUCAAAUAACAAGUUAAGUAUAUAAUGUUAAGAACAAGGUUUUUGACAAUAAUGUCAACAUGUGGUUAAAAGAAGAUAAAGCGUUUCUUACAUUAAGCAAUAAAAUAUUUAUUACUGUUUCUACACACAGAAAAAUGAUUGAUUUUUUAUGGGCAUUACAAAAUGGAUACCUUUGCGUAAUACUGUAUCAGGAAAAUUAAUGAUAGAAUUAUGUUUUGAAGUUAAUUAUGUUGCCUCUGAAAAAUUUCCUCUUAAACAUAAGUACAAUGAGACUGAUAAACAUAUGUAUAUACAUAUAUAUACAUAAACUUAUAACUUCACUAUGUAUUGCACUUGUUUAUGUAUAAUGAAAAUGUAGAAUACACGGCAUCUUAUGUCCAUCACGGACAUGACAUCGAAACGAUGGUCAGGUUGUAAAAACCUAUUUCAUACAGUAUUUGUUGAAUGGUGUUUAAAGAGUUAGAUAACAUAUAUCAAAACACUCAUAGAUGAAAAUGAUGAAUAGCGUAGGAUGUCUUUAUGCAAAGACUUUAAUUUUGUAAGGAAUGCUUGAUUAUGUAUGAACUUAAAUGAUAUAUUAGACAUAAGUCUUUAUAAUGAUAAAAAUUAUACAUAAAUUAUUUAGGACCGUGGAGUUCUUGUCUCUGAUAACAUUCCGGCAAGGUAAUGCGAAAAAGACCAGAAAUAUUGAAUAUUUUAUAAAAAAAACACCUUAUAAAUGUGGAUGAAAAAAGAAUAAGGAAGCAGCAUACAGUAGAAAUUGCUUGAUCCUAAUAAUAAAGGGCAUGUAUCGGAUAAACAUGGAUAGCGGAUGCAUCCUGCACAA
This is a messenger RNA of Mizuhopecten yessoensis (Yesso scallop), 9251 nucleotides long. Its product is annotated as angiotensin-converting enzyme-like. The transcript has 47 exons. The record is from RefSeq and is a predicted model, not a curated record. Gene Ontology annotation, cellular component: plasma membrane. The coding region runs from base 119 to 6916 and encodes 2265 amino acids. Lineage: Eukaryota; Metazoa; Mollusca; Bivalvia; Pectinida; Pectinidae. Gene Ontology annotation, molecular function: metallopeptidase activity; peptidyl-dipeptidase activity. Gene Ontology annotation, biological process: proteolysis.